AUGUCGGCUGCCAAGGAGAUUGCUCACGUCUUCCGGUGGCACCGGGCAUUUGCCAAGCUCAAGAUGCCAAUCAAGGAGGUGGAGCCAUUGUCUCGCUACACCAACUUCACGUUGAACCAUGUGUGGGAGAAGUUCGAUUGCCAAACCGCCUUGCUCACCAAAGAGGCUCUCCUCCCUUUGGCGAAGCGCAACCCAGAGCUUUUUGACCCCGACUUGGACAACAUGAACACUGUGAGGCCUGAGCUGAAAGUGGAGGAGCUUCAAUUGGCCAAAGGUGCCUUUGCCAUGCUCCACUUGAAUCUACAAGAUGUGUGGAGCACGGUGGGUGCCCGCAUGACCACCCGCGGCGGCAGCACCAUCACUCAGCAGGCCUUCGCACCUGUGGUCCGCGAGGAGCCCGACCGAAAACGGCGGAAGCUCUCGAAGGACCUGGAGGAGACAUCACCCCCGCCGUCGCCGCCCAGGCGCUGA
Molecule: messenger RNA, 471 nt
Organism: Durusdinium trenchii
Lineage: Eukaryota; Dinophyceae; Suessiales; Symbiodiniaceae
Source: the annotation of a GenBank genome assembly